AAAAGCAUCAUAUGACCCCUUUAAAGAACGACACAUUUUUUGAACCAGUUGUAGUCACAAAACCAACUAAUUGUCUAUUAUAAUAAUCAGCAGGGUUUUUUUUGUUUGCUCACUAUGCAUCACUUCUUAGACAGUAAGUGAAGGAAUGCAUACAGUAACUCCUCUUUUCAAAGUUCGUUAUGAGACAGGGAAACUUAAACAUGGACUACAUUUCCCACAAUACAAUGCAUGGACACAGCCAUUCCUCUGGACUUCGCAAUGUUCCCAGUGCGUCUGGGGUUUUGUAGUUUAACCCUUGAUGACUGGCACCAUAUUGACAUCGCAACGUCUAUGAGGCAGACAAUUUUCCGCAGAGGGAAGACAUGAAAAUAGAGGCCAGGAAACGCAGCAGCGGAGAACUGAGUGACUCGCUCUCCCCCGACCCCAACUGCCUUCUGGGUAAGAGGAUCCAGCACAGCUGGAGGGAGAAGGGCGCGCUUACUAAGUGGAAAGGCACCGUGCUGGACCGGCUCAGCGUCAACCCAUCGCUCUUCAUGGUCAAAUACGAUGGCUUCGACUGUGUCUACGGCAUCGAGCUGUUCAAAGAUGAGCGCGUGUCCAACCUGCAGGUGCUCACUGAGAAGAUUGUGAACAACAAGAUUAAAGUACCUCAUGACCCAGAGGAGCUGGUGGGGAAAGCGGUGGAGCAUCUGUUUGAGAAAGAGGAUGGAGAAAAGAACGAGUGGAGAGGGAUGGUGCUGUCUCGCGCCCCCAUCAUGACUAACUGGUAUUACAUCACUUACGAGAAGGACCCAGUGCUGUACAUGUACCAGCUUUGGGACGACUACAAGGAAGGAGACCUCCGCAUUUUACCUGAAGCAGAGAACAAGCACCUGCUGCCUGCUGACAGGAAGCCUGGCGAGGAGACAGAGAGCCUUGUGGGUAAGCAGGUUGAAUACGUUACUGACAAAGGAGUGAAGAGAACCGGGCUGGUCAUCUACCAAGUCCCCGCCAAGCCCUCUGUCUACUACAUCAAAUAUGACGACGAUUUCCACAUUCACGUCUAUGACCUGGUCAAGACCACCUAAACUAACAAGAAAGCGGCAUACGAAGACAAAACUCACCAUCACCUCUCCAUAGAGUAAUGUCGUCAGCUCUCAUUGUACUCUCUCUCUCUCUCUCUCUCUCUCUCUCUCCCCACUGUGUGUUGCUUUGGAGGGGUGGAAUGGCACAGAUGUUUGUGGUUUUAUUCAUUCGCGUGUGUCAUAUUCGUGGACGUCACAUCAUCGACGCAGGAUUAGAGAACAAAGCUGAAAGCCUCAAUUAGGGAUAUAAUUUUUUUUUGCGCUGAGCAUGUUAACUGAGUGAUAAUUGACUUCUAGUGGGUGUGGUGGUGAAAAGGCAGUCAGUUACAACAUUCCUGAUUGGGGCUUUAACAGUUUAAAAUGGGGAAGCAGGUGUAUCUAGAGAUACACAGUCUAUUUAUUGACAUUUAAUUAUGUUACUACAUUUUCGUGAUAGUCAUGGGCCAUUUAAAGACAUUUUUUUGACAAGGUAAGACCGGAUAGUGAUGGAGAAUAUUUACAGAAUUAAUCUUUUGUAAAAAAAAAAAAAAAAAAAAUUAAGGCAACUAUUUAUUUUUGCUUCCUGAUAUUCUUGCAAAAGUUUUCCGUUCAUUAACUACUGUGAGUGUAGCUUUUUUUUCAAUCGAAUCAAAUUUUGUUAUCUUCCCCUAAAAAUGAGCCUGAAUCCAAGAUGGCUGCACUUCCCGUAAAAGCUUUUCAGAGCAAAAAACCGACCAUCUGGGCACGUCGUUUGGAGAAAUAGUUAAAAGAUGAAGACUGAAAUCCAGUAUCAGUGUGAUCAUAAGAAUUCAGUAGAUGGAAUUUAAGUUUCAGUUAAAGAUUGUAAAAGUUUUUAGUAAGGAUACAGUCUGUCAUUUCCCAGGUGAAAUAAUUCAUGACUUUUUGUAUUUUUUUAUUUUUUUUUUGUGAUGUAUAAAAGUUUCAGCACACGAAAUUGUCCAGAACUGCAGAAUAUGUCAUUACGUUAUUUGAAUAUGUAUGUGUGUAUACACUCACAUACACACACACACACACAUAUAUAUAUAUAUAUAUAUAUAUAUAUAUAUAUAUAUAUAUAUAUAUAUAUAUAUAUAUAUACACAUGUACGUACGUGUGUGUGUAAAUAAAACACGAUGACAUAUUCUGCAAGAUUUUCUGUGUUCUCCAGUUUUGUAUGCUGAUAUAUAUAUAAUUUACUUAUUGGCAUUCAUAUAUAUAUAUACACACACACACACACUCGUAUAUAAAUGCCAAAAAGUAAAUAAAUAGGCUCUGUCUAUUAGGCUCUUCUUGUCCAAUAGACAGGAAUUAAUGUUGUUGUUUUUUUUAAUAGCUCUACAUUACUAAAAAUGGAGGUUUUAUUAAAAUGUGUUGAUUAAUUCAUCCAUACUGCGUAACCAUAUAAUAUUUAGAAUGUAAACUUCAUUUUCUCUGUAUUCAGGUACGAUCAUCAUGGAGUUGUCUUCCUAAGUGACAUUUGAUGUUUCAUUUAAAUCUUUCCAGCAGGCUGGAUCUUCAGGAGAAAAAAAAAAUCAGACUGAAAAAUAGUGUUGAAAUUAAAAUGGAUUUCCUUGUAUUUCUAGAAUUGACAGGGUGUAUCAGGGGACGACUGUAAUGAGUUAAUCUCUAAUAGUUGUCUUGUUGAGUUGAAUGGCAUUGUUUUGUACUAUUUCGACACAGUUGAUCUGAAUAAUAACGCACUGGAAUCGAAAUGUGAUUAAGAGAAAAGCUCAUUUCAGUCACAGAGGCUGAGUAAGUACUUCUGUACACAUCAGCACUGACCGGUAGUAUUUUGUGUGGGUCAUUCGGAAUAUUGGACUUAACAAGGAAGUGACAUUAAAGUCGUAUCUCACUAAUGAAUUAAUCAAACCAGCAUCACAUAUGAUAAAUCUUGGUCUAUAGAAACCUUCAGACCUCCAAGGCUUUUUUCCCAUUAAAAAAUAGCGUCCCCUAGCAAGAUAAAGCCAGUAAUGCGAUGUGAUGUGAUGUGAUCACUUGGAUGUAAUCCAGUUUUUUUUUGUGUGUGUUUGUGUGUGUGUAAAUGACAUAGCACAUUAAAAUAGUCUUGUUUAUGGCAGCAGAUCAGUGUUUGCUGUUAGCACUUGUGUUUAUUGUAGUCAACUUAUUUAUAAAAGGAUACAAAUAAUGCUUAAAACAUCAUGUCCUGGCUGUAUAAUAGUGUAUACAGUAUCGUGAAUUUUACUCAUGCAAAUUCUAUUAUUUUAGUAGAAAAAUGGCAACUAUAGGAUUUCUGUAGUUAAUGCUUGGCAGAUCCAUAAAUGAAACCAUGUCUUUUUGUUUGUGGCAUUGAUUAUUUAAAAUCCACACAAAAUUCCUACCGUUCAGUAAACAUAAGGAUAACUAAAAUAAUUUAUUGAAAAAAAUAUAUAUAAAUCACUCAGUUAAUUAAUCAGUGGUGCAUUAUUGAAGAUAUUUACCCAGUCUGCUUAUUCAUUCUCUUCCUCCUCCCUCCAUGAUAAAUGUACAGCUAUUAGCAACACAUAUAAUCAACACAUUUGUUUAGUUACUGCAUGUAAUUCAGAGACGGACACAUUAAGAAUUAGAUCACUCACAAUCUUCUCUGCAAAAUGGUUUUAAAAGGUGUAAUCUUAUAUGUACUUAAAUGUAUUUUUUGUAAAUAAUGCAUAUAUGCUUGAAAUCGUUAUUUGUUGCAUUUUUCUUUUUUCUUUUCUUUUUUUUUUUUUUGCUCAUAGCAAUCGCACUUUAUUUUAGCUUUAGUGUGCCUCAGUGAAAGAGGAAUUGACCUAAUAAUUCAGGCAGAAUCAUUUUAUCUUUAAAGAGCAACUCCAGCAGGCUUUUAAUUCAAACACCUUAAUCACUGGGGAGGAAGGGUUGACCAUUGAAAGACACAUCGUUCUAGUCUCUUCUUGAUGGGUAUAAGACAGCCUGCGUUGUGUCGCCUCGCUCUCGUCUUUCUUUCAGACAUUAAAAGCGUACCAAACUUUCAUAAAUGUUCGUUUUAACGUUAAACAUUAAGCUACACACUAAGCUCAUUUUGCCAGGCUAAUACACUUUAUUUGAUCAUAUACAGUGGUAAUAAAUGUUCAUAAUAAUCUGAAUUACGAAAUCAGAUAUGAAAUAAUCUUAUUACGUAUAGUGAGAAAGCACAGAAAGGAAGCUGAAUGCUUUAAUGAAUGAAACAAGUUGCAGGUAGCAUGAAUUGAAACACAUGAUCUGGACAAUAAAUAUUUAUACUAUAGCUCCUAUACUGGAAGAAAUUACAUGAAGGACUUUGGUUGAUAAUGUAUAUGUUUGAAGAAGUUCCACUUGAGACUAGUUGAAGCAUCCUACUUCUGGAUUGAUUUAGUGCUUGGACCCCUAAAAGACAGCAUUAAGGAGUUUGGACACCAUGACUGACAAAAACAUUUAAGACGAAUAAAUCAGUUGCCUUGUAGGCCUGCCCCUGCCUGAAAUAGUCAAUAAAAAAAAGAUUAAGGUUUAGUUAUUUAAAUGAAAUUAGCUGGAGUUGCUCUUUAAACUGAGUAAAACCACAGUGAAGGGGUAGCGGAUAUGCUGAUGGCAAUCACCAAAGGAAAAUUUGAUACUUGUUUUGAGCUACACUUCACAAUGUAGCUGUCAUAGUAUCAUGUUAAACUAAGUAAAGAUUAAAUUGUUAAAUGUAACACACCUUAAAUUUGAUUUUAAUAAUAAUAAUUAAAAAGACACAAAACAAAAAAGACCUUGCUAUCAAAUAUAUCUUUUCUGAAACGGAUUGAUUUUUUUUAAAAAUUGCACUUAUAAGCACAGUAUGCCUUUAUGUAAGUUUGGUUGCUUUUGCAUAAAUGCAUCUCUCUCUUAGUACUUGGGAUUAAAACUUGUAGUCAGAUUUCUCCCCUUGUAGCAUUUGUUCCUGAUGAAAAUGUAUAUGUUCAAUUGCAGACCAAAUGACUAUUUAGUCCGUACAAGAUUUUGCGUGUUUUUUUUUUAAAUAAAAAAACAAAAAACAUUUUUUGUGAUUUUUUGCGGCCAAAAUUGUUUGCGAUUUUGCUGUGGCUUUAAAAUUUUUUGUGCUUUUUUUUUUCUUCUUCUUUUUUGGAUAAAACUACUUGAAUUGGCGAAAUUGCAAUUGCACAAAAUUGUUUUGCACACUCUUUCACAGUGAUGUUUGUUUGUAAAUGAGACCUUUUUAGCUGUACACAUGUUCCACGCACGUGAAUCGAAGAGGGCUUUGGCUGAAUACGCGCUGCGAUAAUGUCACAUGACGCGUCGUGGCUCAAAUCUGUGGUAAAGCUCCUCUGAAUAUUGCAGUGUCCUUGAAUUUGCGUUCAGUUCUGGUGAUCCUGGUGAGAAUGAUUAUUUAAUCAAUAGUGCUUUGAGGAAGGGAUUUAAAAGAUCACAGAGGGGUGAAGUUCUGGUGGACAUCUUACUUGAGAUUAAUGCUCAGAACUUCUUAAUGAACAUGUGAGAGAGUAUCAGGCAUGGUUUUUCUCUCCAACCCGUGAUAUUAGAUAGCUAAGUUUCAUUAAGCAUGCAUUUUAAAAGAUGGCCAGAUCUGUUUAUCGGUAAAGAAAAAUCCUGUCGUAUAAAAUAUGACCCUGGUGUACAACUUAUUUGCUGUAUUAUGUCACUGAGAUGAAGUUUGACCCAGCUGUACAGUUUUAUCUUCUUGUCGAUGUAAAUAAAGCUUCUCAGAUGUUUCCUUAUGCUUUAUAGUAUUCACAAUUACAUUUGGGUGGAAAUAUCUUGUGUAUUCACCUGUACUCAUUUUAAAACGCUUGUACUAUACUUUAUUUCUGAUCCGUAUCAGUUUUGCUUGAACAGAAGGGGAAAUACUUGUCGAUGUCAAUCCUUAAAAUAUUUGAUUUAAGCAGAUUAACGACAUAUACGCACUGUGCAUUUUCAGUUUCUUUUCAUUCUCGCUAAUUGUGAAUAAGUAAAUAUCUUCUGUAAAUGUGAUUUAUCGUACGCUUGGCAAGCUUCCAGUAAUCCCUAGCACCCCAGUUCCUUCUUUGAUAUGUGCUCCUGUUAGUUUUCUGCUUUUCGCCAAAGUUAUCUUUUUUUUUUCUUAGGCAACAUUCAGAAGUGUCAAAGCUGUUCCUGUUGUCUGUGUAAUGAUGCUAUAAUAAAAUAAAUAAAUAAAUAAAAGAGAUAUUUUUUUGCACUGAU
Ictalurus punctatus (channel catfish) is the source of this 6170-nucleotide messenger RNA. RefSeq names its product spindlin-W. Bases 363 to 1067 code for a protein of 234 amino acids. Gene Ontology annotation, biological process: gamete generation. The record is from RefSeq and is a predicted model, not a curated record. NCBI's taxonomy places the organism in Eukaryota, Metazoa, Chordata, Actinopteri, Siluriformes, Ictaluridae. The transcript is spliced from 4 exons.